This is a messenger RNA of Colletotrichum siamense, 948 nucleotides long. RefSeq names its product 3-hydroxyisobutyrate dehydrogenase. Gene Ontology annotation, biological process: L-valine catabolic process. The transcript is spliced from 7 exons. Gene Ontology annotation, molecular function: NAD binding; 3-hydroxyisobutyrate dehydrogenase activity; NADP binding. The record is from RefSeq and is a predicted model, not a curated record. Gene Ontology annotation, cellular component: mitochondrion. Bases 1 to 948 code for a protein of 315 amino acids. NCBI's taxonomy places the organism in Eukaryota, Fungi, Ascomycota, Sordariomycetes, Glomerellales, Glomerellaceae.
AUGUUCAACAACCUUGUCAACAGAUCUACAGCGAAAGUCGGCAAUAGUGCCAAAUACGCUCUGUUUGACGUGAACGAUGCUGCUGUGGAAGGCGUCAUCCAGCGGCACCAAACGCGGAACCCAGCUGUGUCUAUACAUCGGUGCUCUUCCCCAUGCGAUGUGGCACAAAAGGCUUCGACGAUUAUUACGAUGGUGCCCACAGGUCGCCACGUAGAGGACGUUUACCUCGGCGACAGCAGCGUCAUUCGCGCCUUGGAAAAGUUGGACGAGCAGCAAAGAUCGUCGACUUUGUGUCUUGACCAGUCCACCAUCGAGCAAAGUGUCAGCAGGUCUGUCGCUCUGAAAUUGAGGGAGACUGGUGCCGACCUAUUGGACGCCCCCGUGUCUGGAGGAGUGAUCGGUGCUAGAGAUGGUACUCUCGCGAUAAUGGUCGGCGGCAACAAGAGAUCAUUUGAACGGGCAGUCCCUUAUCUCCAGCCUAUGGCCAGCAAGGUCACAUAUUGCGGUGAUCUUGGUGCUGGUCUUGCAGCGAAGAUAUCCAACAAUCUCUUGCUAGGGAUCACUAUGCUGGGUCUAAGCGAGGCCAUGCUGCUGGGCAAGAGGCUCGGUGUUGAUCCUCAAGUUCUCGCAGAUAUCAUCAACAAUUCAACGGGGAGAUGUUGGUCUAGUGAGAUCAACCAUCCCGUUCCGGAAGUCAAGGUGGGACAUACAAGCCCUCCAGCCCAUCGUCAAUACGCGGGAGGCUUCGUUACCAGCCUAGCGCACAAGGAUCUGGCCCUGGCCGUGAAGGCUGCUGUGGAAGUAAACUCACCACUGCCGCUUGGAAGACGUGUCGAAGAGGUUUAUCGACCUCUUGCUCAGACGACGGAAUGGGGAAGUCGCGACUUCAGUGUUGUCUAUGAGGCACUCGACGAGGCGAUAGUUGGGCAUGACACUAACCAGGUUUAG